AGUCAGAAAUGGACGCGAAAACUUUGUCAAUUUUCUUCUUAGUUCUAGCACCGAUUAUUAUUAUUGCAGAAGCUUUGCAAACUCUAAGAUCGCCAAGGGAGUUGCGGAGUGGAAUACACCACCACUCCGAAAGGCAUAAUUUGCUACCACGAGACGUCCACGAAGCCGGACUCGAAGCCGGAAGAAUGCGACCAACAUCCAUGCAAAGGCUAAACGAGUUGAGAAAAAAGCCAUCUGGACAUCUAAAACCACUCCAAGAAGAUGACAUGGAAAACGACGAAGUAGUAUCUGUAGCAAUUGGACCUCCAGCCAUACGACCAAAGUACGACAAAAUCCACAAACAAGUCCAAAAACCAGCUAAUCGUACAACCAUCAACAAUUCCAUAUCAACCAAUCUUGUCAAAGACGUACUAGUUCAACUAGGAAGAGAAUUCUUAACACAUCAAGUGAACGAAGAGUUUGUCUUUGGACAAUAUCUCGGGAAUUCUAUGAGAAACUUAACGAAUGAGUUGAGACUCAAAAUGCAGCACGAAAUUCUUGAUCUAAUAGUGAAGUAUCAUAAGUUAAGUCGUGGUGAAGUAAAUAUUAAUGCCAGUACUACAAGCACAAAACAUGAAGAAAUAAACACACAGUCAGUACUUGAAGCAAUUAAUAUUGCAAAGAGAUUGAAUAACACAGAUGAAGUGUGGCCAGACUUUACGAAUUUAGCAAAUGUCGUCGGUUAGAUUAUAACAAAUGUUUUAUCAAUAAAUGG
This is a messenger RNA of Maniola jurtina (meadow brown), 754 nucleotides long. RefSeq lists its product as uncharacterized. The transcript has 3 exons. Bases 9 to 725 code for a protein of 238 amino acids. The record is from RefSeq and is a predicted model, not a curated record. NCBI's taxonomy places the organism in Eukaryota, Metazoa, Arthropoda, Insecta, Lepidoptera, Nymphalidae.